AUGAAUGAUCUGUUUCAUUUGAAUCCAAACUCUGCUCCCAUUGAGACGAUUGACUACUGCGAGAGCGUAAAGACAGAGACAGAUCCACACAAUGCCAGCGCCACAGAUAUGAUACAAGUGAUGAUCACCAGUGACUUACAGCCAGUGGUGUACUUCAUCAUUGACAACAAUGAAGAGGAAGAUAACGAGCGAACGAAGAUCUCAUUCGCCGACAACUCAAACAAAAAUUUUAAGAUCCCUUCGACUACUAAAUCCUCAGGUGGUAUCAAAUCAUGUCAGUUGGAUUAUUUGGUUCACCCGUUGGACAGGAAUAUUGCGGGCAUUUUCGUACUGACAUUAUUCUUCACAUUAUUGGCAAUACUAAGUGGAGUACCGAUAGUGUUAUGUCUGUUCAUUUUGGUGCCGAUCACAGUAUUAGUGAAGCGAGUGUUUGCCUGUCAUGUACUGUCAAAUGAGACCCACCAGAAGAUCGGACCCAUUGAUUCAUUUUGGCUCAAUUCCGGACACAUCACACAUUGCCUUCUCUACAUCGAUAAAGGCUUGUCUAUUGAACAGUUACGGGACAUCAUCUCAACCCGACUCCUGGCCCGACCAGAACUCAUACGAUUCCGGUCUCGUCUCAUAUAUAAAGGCAUUUCCCGCUCUCCCUAUUGGAAAGUCAACCAUAAUUUCGAUACAUUAGAUGAACACAUUGUAGAAGACGAGCCAAUACUCAACAAAAAAUCUCUGCGGCAAAGACUCAUACAAUUAAUGUCUCAAACACUUCCAUCAGAUAAGCCUUUGUGGCAAAUCCGCUAUGCAUUCGCCCAAUACUGCAAUCAAGUCGUGCUUAUCGUUCGCGUCCAUCAGUCCCUCUCUCAAUCAGGUCUCGUCUCAAUACUCAUCCAAUACCUGUCCGAUUCUCCGCCCCCGCAGUCCACUAUCAAAGCCCGUUUCGGCGGAUCCACUCUUCCCAUCAAUAUAUUCAGAGCUGUAAUUGUGGGUCCGCUCACAUUCUUCCUGUGGAUUGUUUGGGCAUUUACUCGAAGACAUCACAAUUACCUCAAGAAAUCAAAAAACAAAUCAUUCAAAUCUAUUUAUUGGACUGCUGUUGAUCUGCCCCGGGUUUACAGAGUCAAGCAAGUAACACGAAGCACUUUAAAUGAUCUCUUGAUAUCAACGAUCUCCGGAUCAAUAAGAGCUUACCUCACGACGAGAGCCAAGAUAUUAAACCCUCCCGACCUUAAUAUAUCGAUUCCCAUUGAUAUUUGUCCAAACAAUCACUCGGACGACAGUCUUGUGGGCGUUAAUUAUGUCUUAGGCGCAAUUCCCCGACUCUGGGAAGUGAGACAUCUCAUGGAAGAGCUUAAGACUUCGGCCGACACUGCGGUCAUGUACGAAAUUCCUCUCUAUAUUGGACCGGACAGUAAUGUCAGUAUCGGUUCCUAUCGUCUCAACAAAGUCUUAUACUUCAUGUCUGCGCCGUCUUAUUGUUCACUUGUAUUCAAUGUGUUUUCAUUUAAUGGUAAACUUUAUAUCUCCAUCUGCUCGACAUCCCAAUUGAUUCCAAGUGCUAAACGUUUAGCAAAGCUUUUUAAAAUACAACUCAAUCGACUGUCCAUUUUGUUGAGCCGUAGAAGAGUUCCCGGAGAGUCCCGGAGACGGCGAAAGAGUCACAUUCCUUUCGAAUCACCCCUUUAUGCCAACCCAUCGCCCGAUGGGGUCAUAGAUCUGACCAACAAAUUACAUGAAGUCCAGUAUGAGUUGCAUAAACUGACCGAACAGUUCGAUACCGGAGAACCCGCUUUCAUCAAGAGAUACGAAGAACUCAAAGACGAAUUCACAGGUCUUUUGUUUGAAAUGAGACGAAGAAAAUCGAUUGUAGAUAAAGGGACUAAUAUUCUCAUCAAUAUUGAGGACGAAGACGACGACGACAACGACGGAGAGCUGAGACCUCCUCCGCCCCGAAGAUUCUCAGUCGUGAGUUAUGGCCGGAGAGCGAGUGCGAGCUUUGUGUCGAGUUUGCCCCCCUCUUCGUCGCGGGUGACGCCACCCAUUCUGUCGCGUCGAGCGAUGGCCACAUCACCCGAACCUCCGAGCAGUCCUGAAGUGGCGUUCAAAAGCGAAACUGAAUGUUAAUGUCUUUUCAAAAUAAGUGAUAUAUAUUUGUCAGUCAUUCAAGUCUUUCGAUUUGCAGCAAAAAACAUAUUUUUUGAUUAUUUCUAAUCAAAAAAUUCAACACA
This is a messenger RNA of Medioppia subpectinata, 2222 nucleotides long. Lineage: Eukaryota; Metazoa; Arthropoda; Arachnida; Sarcoptiformes; Oppiidae. The record is from the annotation of a GenBank genome assembly.